GUGUUCUUUGGAUUUACUAGGAUUGAUUUUUGUGAUAUUGUUCUUGACUAUUUGAUCAUAGAUGAGUGUUAGUUUAACCCUUUUUGCAUCUAUCAUCUAAUUAUCCCAUAAUCUUUUUAUAGCUUCUGCAUCCUUUUUUUUCCAUAUUCACAGUUAGUGCGUCUAAAAUGCGUUUUUUCUUCUAUAUUGUUAUUCUUGUCGUUCUACUUGGUAUAUUUUUGAGUAUUACUCGAGAAGGCAAUGUAAUUGAUCCUAUACAUUCACCAGUUCUCAAUUCAUAUAACUGGUAUGCAUUGAAGGAGCGCUAUGGUGAUGCUCGAAAUUUGACGCACUUAGAGGUUCGAAGAUUGUAUAAUUCUAUUUUAUGUGAAAUUAAAGAGCAUUUUAACAACUUUACAGGAUAUCACACCGAGCCCAAUAAAGCAGCAGAGGUGUGCUCAGCUCUACGUUCGAAUGCAAAGAUGUAUGCUCGUUCGCGUGAUAAAAUUCUGAUUGCUAAUAUACUUUUGCAAGUGCGUGAUAGCUUUGUUCAUGGCAUUUCUUAUUUACCCUCUUCGUUCUGGAAAGAUUUCCAAGUUUUUUUUACCACGGGUAAUUAUUCGUUCCGAAAAACCAUUUUGACCUUUGCUGAGACAACUUCCUGUUUGCUACCGUAUUUCACAAAUCAAACAUGCCCUUCCUAUCGAUUUAUGAAGGAAGUAUUGAAUAAAGGAGAUAAUAAGAUUCUAUCUAGUUGUACAAAAACAAAUGAUUUUUUUAAUACGUACUAUGGUUCUUUGAAUUGUUAAAGUGAUUUUCAGAUAUUGAA
Messenger RNA from Phytomonas sp. Hart1, 808 nucleotides. Lineage: Eukaryota; Euglenozoa; Kinetoplastea; Trypanosomatida; Trypanosomatidae. The record is from the annotation of a GenBank genome assembly.